AAAAUUGCAGGGUUUCAAUUUUUUAUCUGCCCAAAAACAUAACCAGCAAUCAUUAUACGCCUAAUUAAUAAUAUAGAAUUUAACUUUUGGGCAUAAGACUAUAUUACUCGCGCGACAACGUAUCUUGGCUCGUGUAUUUAUGCAUUAUUCUUAUUUUUAUGCUUCCAUUCUAUUUUGGACUAUAAUUAAUAUACUGCAUUUAAUACUAGUGCGUAUUUUCGGAGAGAGUUAUAGCAUGCUAUUACGAUGCGCUGGAGUUCAGGUAUCCUACCUGAAAAUCACGUGGUCUUUUAACCAAUCCAAAGACAUCGAAUACCCAACCCACUUAGGUACCCCAAGUUAUCUCAAAUUUUUUCGUAUCUACUUUGUGGCCGGAGCAGUGUUCGCUGUCAUAGCUAUGUUUUCUGCUUACAUCGUUCUUUUCUACAACAUCUAUCUUAAUUUGUUCUUUAAGCCUAUCCCUCUCGGUGCCGCUUCUGCCAUUCGUCCCAUAUUACCAGGAACGCCUGCCUUACCUUGGUCCCACACCCCUCACAUUAUCUUGAGUUUGAUCUUGUCGACCGUCUUUCACGAAUACGGUCAUAUUUUAGCGGCUAAUAGAAUGAACAUCAGGGUGGAAAAGAUUGGCUUUUUCCUUUUUUGGAUUUUUCCAGGUGCGUACGUAAAGCUAGACGAAUCGCAUCUACUGAACGCUAAAUCUAGCACUCGUCUAUACGUAUCCUCGGCUGGCGUUUGGCAUAAUUUAUUGUUAGCAGGUCUCUCCUGGACUUUCGUUAAAUUAUGCCCUUUUUUAUUUACCAUGGGUUAUCACCAUAACAGCGGAAUUAUAGUGACUUAUAUCAAACCAAAUUCACAUUUAUCUGGCCCUCUGGGUAUACAGCUCAACACUCCAAUUACGAAUAUAAAUGGAUGCCCUAUCGAAAAUUAUGACACAUGGCUUAAAUGCAUCAAUUAUAUUUCUCAAGGUCCUCAGAUUGGAUAUUGCAUCAAUUUGAAGCAUCUGACCAAAUUAAAUUAUAACAAAGACUUAUCUCAUCAAUGUUGUCAGAUUAAGGAUGACGCCGAUAAUAUCGCGAAUUCUCAAAACGCAUCGUCUCAAAUUUGUUAUGCCUAUCAAGAUAAAAGAGACGCGUUUUCACUGAGUCCCGAAUCAUCCUCCUCUAAUCGUAAACUUUUUUUGUGUCUUCCUGCUAGAUGGGUUGCGAUCCGAUAUCCAUUUUGCCACGAGAAAAAUGAUUGUUACAAUUACGAUUCCAAUAUUGAAUGCGCUAUACCUUACUAUCACCAUUCGAUGUCAAAUACCACUACGUACGAUGUUUAUAACACCUCCUUAAAGCUAAAAACAUUUUUCCACAUAACACAAACCAAUCGAAACUCGGUCUUGUACGAAUCAUCAUCAACUUACGAAAUUUUGACUACCCUUUCAAUCAGCGAUUGGAUACCUAAAUGUCCCCUUUUCCCGGUGUUUUUACCCAUGCUUAUGACCAUUUUUCUAGUUUACGGCGUUUCAGUUAAUCUCACUUUAGCUCUCUUGAAUGCUAUUCCCUUCGUUUGCGUCUUGGAUGGACGCCUUAUAUUACGGUGCCUUUUGGAUUGUUUCGAAAUUAGAUUUUUAUUUUCGGACAACAGGGACGGAGAAAGAAAUUUUAUCUCUCUAAAAAAUAUGGUAUUUAAAAUAUUGACUACUUCUGGAACAAUCUUAUUGAUCUGCAGCUUAUUUAUUACUUAUAAAAAUCAUAUAUAA
Messenger RNA from Gordionus sp. m RMFG-2023, 1744 nucleotides. Its product is annotated as membrane-bound transcription factor site-2 protease-like. NCBI's taxonomy places the organism in Eukaryota, Metazoa, Nematomorpha, Gordioida, Chordodea, Parachordodidae. The transcript is spliced from 5 exons. Gene Ontology annotation, molecular function: metalloendopeptidase activity. Gene Ontology annotation, biological process: regulation of response to endoplasmic reticulum stress; membrane protein intracellular domain proteolysis. Bases 140 to 1744 code for a protein of 534 amino acids. The record is from RefSeq and is a predicted model, not a curated record. Gene Ontology annotation, cellular component: membrane; cytoplasm.